AUGCAUAUUACAGCUUUCCAUUGUGAAAAGGGUUGUUUCAUCAAUAAUAAUUAUUCGUCUGAACUUUUAUUCGAGAUAUUCUGCAUUAAUAUGAACUGCGAUGUUUGGUAUAUAAAUUUAUCGGGAAAUGCGAAGAGCAUUGUUAUACAAAGUGAAAACAAAUCAUGCUUAGAAAAAGUCAGUCUCAAAUUACAAACAAAAGCUUUUAUAAAACAUCAAGGUUUGAUAUCAUAG
Clunio marinus is the source of this 234-nucleotide messenger RNA. Lineage: Eukaryota; Metazoa; Arthropoda; Insecta; Diptera; Chironomidae. The record is from the annotation of a GenBank genome assembly.